AUGGUUAUAAUACAAGCAGUCUUUAGUCAAGCUACACUCACGCAAAGUCUUUCGGACAAUAACAAUCUUAAACGAAUGAGUAGUGCUUGGGGUAAACGCAUGUCAUCAGCGUGGGGUAAACGUAUGUCAUCCGCAUGGGGAAAACGAGCUGAAAGUGAUAAUGAUGAUUUGUACAAUUAUGUUCUUCGCGAACUUUAUUAUCAAGCACUUCAUAAUAAAAAUGAUUACCCACGAUAUCCAACUGACAAUGAAAUUUUGGACCAAUAUUUAGCACAGCGUACAACAGCUAACAAUGAUGAUGAAGCUGCACAACAAAAUAUGUCAUGA
This is a messenger RNA of Adineta steineri, 327 nucleotides long. The record is from the annotation of a GenBank genome assembly. Lineage: Eukaryota; Metazoa; Rotifera; Eurotatoria; Adinetida; Adinetidae.